AUGAGCGACGUGGGCGUCUCUCUCCUCUCUUCCUCCGGCCACCAGGGCGUGCUGGACAUUCAUAACGAUAACGGCGGCGGUGGUGGAGGAGGAGAAGACAAGACUGAACAAGAGAACAAGCCCGAGCAGCCCUCGGCGCAAGGAAAAUAUGCCUACACAUACACCACGUUAGAUGGGUACUUCCUCCAAGAUGAUCCCUCCACGGUCGCCGCAGAGUUCGACUUCAUGGCCAACAAUUUUGGUCUUAUCGAUCGUCCAUAUGAAUCGGAUGAGACACUCCCCGAGAACGGCAGAGACAUGACACCUUGGCAGAGAUUCGAACACCAUAUCUCCUCAUUGAACCGCGCUGCGCAUGAGGACGAGGAAGAUGGAGAGAAAAGGAACACAAAACGGCAUGGUUCUACUGCGAGGUAUCUACUUCUGUUCCUCGGCCGGCACGGAAAUGGCUACCACAACAUCGCCGAGCGCUACUAUGGCAACGUGGCAUGGGACUGCCACUAUUCUGCGCUCGACGGCGACCCGGACGGGAUUAUGACCUGGAGUGACGCUCACUUGUCCAAGGAGGGACAGAGGCAAGCGAGGGAGGUCAAUUCAUUCUGGCAGAAACAGAUCGCGGAGCAGAAGAUGAGCCUGCCGGAACUGUGGCUGGCGAGCCCCCUCGAUAGGGCGAUGGAGACUGCCGACAUCACGUUCGCGGGCGUCCUCCCAGAUGGGGCCAAGCUGGAGGCCAUUGUGAUGGAGAAGCUGAGAGAAGGCACCGGCAUACACACGUGCGACAGACGGAGUGAUGUUUCAUACAUCCGGCAGCGAUUCCCAAGCUUCAACGUUGAUUUGGAUCCGCUUUUGACAGAAACGGAUGAGUUCUACGACCCCGACCGACGUGAACCGGAAAGCGCGUUGACAGAGCGCCUAAGAGAAUUUAUGGACAGUUUAAUGGGCCGUGAUGAUCUGAUCGGUGGGAAAGAGAGGGUCAGCAUAACCAGUCACUCAGGGGCGCUUGGUGCCCUGAUGAGAGUGUUGAACCACAGGCAGUUCAGUCUGGGCACUGGAGCCGUCAUUCCUGUGUUUGUCAAGGUUGACAAGAUUCCUCUCGAAGAUGACGAACACAAAGAGAGAAUCACCAAGAAGUCCAUCUCUAGGAAGGACAAGAGGAACGGUGGAUCGGCAGAGGGUGGAAACCACAAAGAACCUACGCUGCACUUGCCAGACCUCGAUGAGGCCGAUCAUGAUGACAACGAUGAAAGUGAAAAAGACACAGAGGAUGUGAAGCAAGCCUCAGACAGCGACCCGAACGACCGCUCGAAAUGGGAGCCCAUCCCCUCCUGCCCCGCGGAUCUGGAUCUCUCGACCGUCGGCCACAGCCGCUGGGGCGUCGGGUUGAGAGAAUACCUCGAGGGAGUGGAGAAUGGUACGGUCACGAUGGAGGAGGUGGCAUUUCGGUUUACAGCUUGA
Messenger RNA from Fonsecaea multimorphosa CBS 102226, 1452 nucleotides. RefSeq lists its product as uncharacterized. The coding region runs from base 1 to 1452 and encodes 483 amino acids. Lineage: Eukaryota; Fungi; Ascomycota; Eurotiomycetes; Chaetothyriales; Herpotrichiellaceae. Gene Ontology annotation, molecular function: phosphatase activity. The transcript has a single exon. Gene Ontology annotation, cellular component: cytoplasm. The record is from RefSeq and is a predicted model, not a curated record.